Heterostelium album PN500 is the source of this 1404-nucleotide messenger RNA. RefSeq names its product vWA domain-containing protein. Bases 1 to 1404 code for a protein of 467 amino acids. The transcript is spliced from 3 exons. Gene Ontology annotation, molecular function: protein binding. The record is from RefSeq and is a predicted model, not a curated record. Lineage: Eukaryota; Evosea; Eumycetozoa; Acytosteliales; Acytosteliaceae.
AUGAUGCUAAUUAUUAAAACUGAAACCAUUACCUUCACUUUAGAGAAUCUCUUAACCACUGAUUCACUAAGUAGUCUCUAUGAUAAAGUUGCUCAAAGAACAGAAUAUAAAACAUAUCAAUUCGAAUUAACAUACUAUGGUGAACCUCUACCAAAAGGAUCCAACACAUUGGAGAAAAGCGGAUUGGAAGAAGAAUGCACAGUAGUAAUGAAUCUAUUGAAGGAACUUGAGUUUAUCGUUCUCUUUGGUGGCAAUGAAUGUAAACUAACGAUUCCAAACAAUGAUGGUUUAACAAUUCAACAUUUAAUUGUAUUAAUUAAAAAGAAUCUGUCAGAUUCAAUUUUGGAGAUAAAUGAAAGUGAUUUCUAUAUUAAAAAAGGUGGAGUUGCUCUUGCAAGAAAUGCAUUGCUUCAUGCUCAUCUUGGAAAUAUGGAUAUCAUUGAAAUAGUUUUGGGUAAUCUUCAAAGCCAGGAGCAGGUUAAUACUUUGGACGAUGAUCUAUUGAUUCAGAGUUUCCUUCAAACAUCGAUAUCAUCGGAUGUCGAAAUUGUAUUCUGUUUCGAUACCACCGGUUCGAUGUCUUCGAUCAUCGGAAAGGUUAGAGAACAAGUAGAGCAAACAGUCAGUCGUCUCAUGAAAGAUAUUCCAAAUAUCAGAAUCGGUAUUGUGGGACUUGGUGACUACUGUGACAAGGAAAAGGUUCUGACCACUCUUGACUUGACACGUGAUGUCGAUAAACUGGUGAAAUUCAUCAAGGAGGUUCCAUCGACAAGUGGUGGCGAUGCACCGGAAGCCUACGAGUGGGCACUCCGCAAAGCCAAGUCACUUUCGUGGUCGAAACACACCUCCAAGGCAUUCGUUAUGAUUGGAGACUGCGAGCCACACGAACCAUCGCAUACCGACUUGAAGAUCAACUGGUUCGAGGAAUGUGACGAUCUUUUCGAUCUUGGUGUCAAGAUCUAUGGUGUCAAAGCACUGGGAAAUUGUGUAUUCUACGAGGAGAUCGCAGAGAGAACCGGUGGAAUCUGUAUUAAUUUCAACAAAUUCUCUUUGAUCACCGAGAUGUUUUUGGCAAUCUGUUAUCGUGAGGCAUCCAAGGAGAAAUUCAACAAAUUUGAAAAGGAAAUCAAUAGCAACAACAAUGUAUCUGCUGAAAUGACAGAGAUUCUAUCGGAUUUGAAAAAAGAGAAUUUCAAAGUUGUUGAAUCGACUAACGCCAGCACAACAACAACAACCACUACCUCGACAAGCAACAGCAACAAUAUCACUAUCAAACAAAGAGGUUUACCAAUCAAAAUGAGAAGUUUAGAAAAAUGGUUUAAACAUUCAGAAGAUACUGCCACCAAACCAACUUUUACCUACAACAAAGAAAAAGAUUGUUUCUUUAAUUCAAUAAAAAAUUAA